UGUCUUUAAACAUGUUAAAAGCCGGCUUAGUUUUAGACCGAGUUGUCGUACUCUAGGGCCGAAUUUUCCAAAUAAUCACCGGAAGUGUGCUGUGAAAAAACUGAUGAAGACCGAAAAGGUCCAUGCUUGCAUUACUUUGAAAGCUUGAUCUGUAUAUAAAUACUUGUAAAUAGAUACCAAUUUCUAUUUCCGUACGUAUACCGAGAUGGCUGCCACAACAGAAGAACCUCGAUCAAAGAAAUACCAUGGGGAUGGAGUUGCACCUAUAAAAGAACAAUAUAUAGUACAAGAUUACAAGCCAGAAGUGUCAGUAGAAUAUUUAUCUGAAGAAACAAAGGCCAAACUGGAAGAAUCAGAAUCACUGAAAAGGAAAAAUGUGGAUGCCACUGACGAUAGUAAGAAAGAUGAUGACAAGGCGUCUCAACCUAAAAAGAUCAAAUUAAAAGGAAGAAACAAACACCGACCUGUGAACAACAGGGUGGAAGCUGGAGAGAAAUUAUGUCCAUCUGUUUUACAUGAACGGGUGUGUAACUUUGGUGACAAAUGCAAGUUUAAUCACAAUAUAAAGGAGUUCCUGGACAAGAAGCCACCAGAUGUAGGACCUGAAUGUCAUAAUUUUUUAACAUUUGGUAAAUGUCAUUAUGGACUUGCUUGUCGUUUUGCUAAAAUGCAUAUAUCGGAAGAACUCAAAAACAAGAUUAAUACUGAAUUGUUUGAAAAGAUGUCAACAGAAAAAACUACAGUAAAUGUGUUAGAUAAAGAUUUACAAGUUAAGUUGUGGAAGAAAAAGUAUGACUUUUCAAAGGGUAAUGAUUCAGAGAGACAGAUCAAACGAUGGUGUCAGGAAAGAGUAGCAGCUCAAGAAAGGAAAAGGGGAGUAACUCAGAACAUUGACAAGGUUGCCUCAUCUGUGAAUGAUAAAGAUGGCGAAAGUGUGGGUCCCUCUCAGCCUUCAGUAAAUAAUGGAUCUAAUUCAUCUGAACAAUUACCAACUAUCUGUGAUACUGAAGGGGGACCAAUCAAAUUAAGGAGUCAGGAAAAGAAACUUAUAGAUUUUUCCAACAAAUUAUACCUAGCUCCACUCACCACAGUCGGAAACCUUCCAUUCAGAAGAGUUUGUAAGACAUAUGGUGUAGAUAUAACAUGUAGUGAAAUGGCUAUGGCAACCAAUAUACUACAAGGUCAAAUGUCAGAAUGGGCUUUACUCAAAAGACACAAGUCAGAAGAUCUGUUUGGUAUUCAGAUUUGUGGAGGAUGGUCUGAUACUUUAACUCGAUGUUCACAACUAAUCAAUGAUGAGCUUGAAGCAGAUUUUUUAGACCUCAAUUGUGGAUGUCCUAUAGAUCUACUUUAUAAAAAGGGAGAAGGUUGUGCACUGAUGGGAAAGACAAAUAAAUUUGAACAGAUUAUUAGAAGUAUGAAAUCUGUGUUAGAUAUACCCCUCACUGUAAAGAUGAGAACAGGAAUUAUGGACACCAAGAGCAUCGCCCAUCAUCUUGUUCCAAAACUUCGGGAUUGGGGGGUUUCUAUGGUUACAAUACAUGGUAGGUCCAGAGAACAAAGGUACACCAAAUCAGCCGACUGGGAUUAUAUAGACCAGUGUGCAGAAUUAGCCAAACCUAUGCCUGUCUUUGGUAAUGGUGAUAUUCUGUCCUAUGAAGACUUAGAUUGUCAUAUAAAUGAAACAGAGGUCAAAGGUUGCAUGAUUGCCAGGGGAGCCCUUAUCAAGCCAUGGAUAUUUACAGAAAUAAAAGAACAGAGACAUUGGGAUAUUUCAUCCAAUGAAAGAUUUGACAUGAUUAAAAGUUUUGUCAAUAAUGGAUUAGAGCACUGGGGAUCAGACCAGCAGGGAGUGGAAACUACUCGCAGAUUCUUGUUAGAAUGGCUGUCUUUUCUUUACAGAUAUAUUCCUGUUGGAGUGCUUGAAAGUGUUCCACAGAAAAUAAACCAGAGACCACCCAAAUAUAUAGGUCGAAAUGACCUUGAAACAUUACUGUCUAGUCCAAAUUGUGGAGAUUGGCUCAAGAUCAGUGAGAUGUUGCUAGGACCAGUUCCAGAUGGAUUUAAUUUCUUACCAAAACAUAAAGCCAAUGCAUACAUGUGAUAUGGACAAACAAAUGCAAAACUUUUUUUUAAAAUAAAAUGUAAAUUUAUA
Molecule: messenger RNA, 2155 nt
Organism: Mytilus trossulus (common blue mussel)
Lineage: Eukaryota; Metazoa; Mollusca; Bivalvia; Mytilida; Mytilidae
Product: tRNA-dihydrouridine(47) synthase [NAD(P)(+)]-like
Exons: 13
Coding region: 206-2104 (632 amino acids)
Biological process (GO): tRNA processing
Molecular function (GO): metal ion binding; tRNA dihydrouridine synthase activity; RNA binding
Source: RefSeq, a predicted model, not a curated record